UCGCAGGCGACGGCUUGGUCAGCUCUCGGAGCAUGCGCAGUCGGCAUAGACACGUUUCACGCGGUAGGAUUGCUUGUUUAUAUUGAAAUAAAACUGAGGUACCAGCUGCCUGCUGAACCGUUUUCCCGUCGAAAAUGGGUGGGCUUCUGAGCUACUUCAGAGGCUUGCUGGGCAGUCGGGAGAUGCGGAUCCUGAUACUGGGUCUGGAUGGUGCUGGGAAGACUACCAUUUUGUACCGGUUGCAAGUCGGCGAGGUUGUUACAACCAUUCCGACUAUUGGAUUCAAUGUUGAACAAGUUACAUAUAAGAACCUCAAGUUCCAGGUGUGGGACUUGGGUGGUCAGACAAGCAUCAGGCCAUACUGGCGGUGUUACUUUUCUAACACUGAUGCCAUCAUAUACGUUGUUGACAGUGCAGACAGGGACCGUAUUGGCAUAUCUAAAGAAGAACUAGUUUCCAUGCUUGAGGAAGAAGAGCUGAAGAAGGCUAUUCUUGUGGUUCUUGCCAACAAGCAGGACUUGGACGAAGCUAUGACAGUGUCCGAGAUACACUCAGCGCUUGGUCUAGAUGCACUGAAGAACCGAACAUUUCAAAUAUUCAAGACCUCCGCACUCAAAGGAAAUGGCCUGGACGAGGCCAUGGAAUGGUUAUCAAAUGCACUUACCAACAACAAGUGACCGACGAUCAAGCAAAGAAGGAGGCUUCAGCCACGCCAGUCCACCAUCAUUGUCACCUCAAAGUGUGCGUUUGGGGAGAAGUGUGGAAAAGAACAGUUCCUGGGGCUGCCGACAAAAAGUGAGAGGAGCAGCGGUGCAGGAGAACUGGCUCCGCACAGCUUGGCGGCGAGGCGCGUGGCCACACUUGCAUGCCACGCGUGGACCCUGGUGCACAUUGGAAAGAAGGCCCUGAAGUGCGUCGCUUCUCUGCCAUUCCCCAUCUCUAGUCUGUGCCGAGAAAGCGAGGAGAGCCGCAGUUUGUGUUUUUGCCCCCUUGCUGAAAGCUCCUCAGUAGCCCCGACAUGUCGGAAACAUUCCUGGCUGGCUGGUUGGUCGAUUUGUUUUGUAUCUUCUGGUUAGGUGACUGUAAUUGAAGCUUUUUUUUUAUAUGUGUCUUUUAAGUCCAAGAUAAAGCUGAGCAUUUUUCUCUUGGACUUCUGCCUGCUCAUUUGUUUUUCUUUCUUUUUUUAUGUAGCAGCUUGCUUAUAGUGAGAAUUGCUCGUGAAAUUUAAAUGGCCCUCGCCCGAAGAAGUUCAUGUGGUGGGUGGCGAAAUAAGCCGUAGAUAUGGAGACAAAUUGGAAUGUGCAGAGGUGCAGAUGCACUUGUUCAUGAGUGGAUUGGUGAGGUGGGCACUCCACGGUACUGUGUGCUUUGGGAAAGGUACCUAUAAACUACUGCGCUUGAAAUCAAUCAUGGACACAUGCCAGACUAAUGCUGUUAUCCAGCUGCACUCACUUGAAUGGGACUCAUGGUUAUUUCAAGACAGGAAGGUGAUGAAAGGUAAAACCUUUUCAAGAAAGAGCGUUGGUUUUUCUUCUUUGUGAAUUGAUGCCUCAGGCCGGCAGAGUUGACAUGUAUGCCUGGCAGUAGUUGUGGUUGCCUGGUGCUAGCAAACUAUACAAUGGUGUGAACUUUGUUGUCUCCUUUCUAAGAAACAUAUUUUUGGAAAUUGCUGCUUUGGGUUGCCGAAUGCUUGAUCAAAUUGGUUUAAUUUAUUGGUUUCCUGUGAAUUCAUAACUCAUUCACAUGAGAUCUUCUUUGUUGGGUCAAUUCUAGUGUGCAUUCUUAUGUCAAAACCAGAGUUAAUAUUCAGUACAGAGAUAACAUGGGUGAAGCAGUUAGCAUAACCACAAUUUUAAUUUUGUACUGGAAGAUCGCUUCGAGUGAAAUACUACAUACUUGCAUAUGGCAUUUAUGCAAGUAUGUUUUUGUACAUUAAUAAUGUAUUGACAUGUUUAUUUCAGUUUGUGAGAAUUAAGGAUCAUAUUCAAGUGCAGUUCUGUGAAAGUAAAGAUUCACUAGUAUCUGUAGAUUUAUGGGAGGGACAGAGAGCAGCAUUAAAAGUUGCAUAACUUUCAUUGUUCUAAACCAACUAAAGGGUCAGGUGCCCACAACCUACUGAAAAACAUGACGUGAAAUUGUACGGCAUUGUGUUUUUAUUGGAAAAUGCCUGGCAUACCACAUCCUACAGGGCUGUAGUCUUGAAAGCAUUUCCUCAAUAUUAUUUUUUCUCCUUUGUCUCAAAAACUGCUGUCAUCUACACAGGCAGACAGCAUUAAAAGCAUGAAAUGCUGUCGCUAACGUGUGCCUGUGCAUGAAGGUGUUUAAUAACAAGCUUAGUGAAUGCAUUUUUCUUAGUUGUUGUGAAGCUGUGGACACAGCAUAGGCACAUUAAUUUCCAGGGCAUCCAUCAUUUCUAAUAUUUCCGGAGUGAUCUGCAGACAUGUGAGAGCUUUAUAAAUUUUGCUGUUUUAACAACCUCUGCUUUUGUAGGAAAGAUGCUGUGACCUCUAGGUAGGCGAGCUUUGUGCUGAUGCUGUGCCCACUGCUAUAUUUACUGAGAUGGAGGAUGACUAGUAUGGCAAAAUGGACGCACACAGUGUGAUUGGUUGGUGCAGCUAAUUACUGAAAAUGGGAAACUUGUCACUUUUGCUGGUAUGUAAGUGUCUUCUUCUAAGCGCACACCCAUGCCAAAGCCCGUUCAGAGUAUAUAUGUCGUUUAAAGGCAGCCGGGAAUGUGAAAUAAAGCUUUUUUUAUAAAUGAAAUUUUUGUGUAAUCGCCAAGGCUGCUUGGCCAUGCUCGGUCGUAAAUUACAUCUUUUUAACUUAUGCUUAGUUCAUGUAGAGUGUUUCAUGAUGUUCUCUUCUGCUGGCACAUUCACUGGUAUUAGGUCUUUAAGUUCUCCUGUGUGUCUUGGGCAUGAGGUGCCUCAAUAUAGCUGAACUAUUUCA
This is a messenger RNA of Dermacentor andersoni, 2949 nucleotides long. RefSeq names its product ADP ribosylation factor-like 1 (gene Arl1). The record is from RefSeq and is a predicted model, not a curated record. Gene Ontology annotation, molecular function: GTPase activity; GTP binding. NCBI's taxonomy places the organism in Eukaryota, Metazoa, Arthropoda, Arachnida, Ixodida, Ixodidae.